Messenger RNA from Nelumbo nucifera (sacred lotus), 1446 nucleotides. RefSeq lists its product as uncharacterized. The record is from RefSeq and is a predicted model, not a curated record. Lineage: Eukaryota; Viridiplantae; Streptophyta; Magnoliopsida; Proteales; Nelumbonaceae.
AUAUAUGUAUAUAUAUCCUCCUGUCCAGCACCGCAGAAGGUCUUCUGAAGAAAGGCACUCAACCACCGGCACCAUUUGGGGAGGAAGAUUUUAGAUUUAUUCCUCAAAAGGGUCUGAAAGGAGAGACAAAUCCAUCAGAGAAGAAAAGCUUCAGGGGAGAAAUGGGGAGGGCUCCUUGCUGCGACAAGGCAAACGUGAAGAAGGGACCAUGGUCACCUGAGGAAGAUGCCAAGCUCAAGGAGUUCAUAGAGAAAUAUGGGACUGGUGGGAAUUGGAUUUCUCUCCCACAAAAAGCUGGCCUGAAGAGGUGCGGGAAGAGUUGCAGGCUUAGAUGGCUGAACUAUUUAAGGCCCAAUAUAAAACAUGGAGAAUUUUCUGAUGAGGAAGAUAGAAUAAUCUGGAGUCUCUAUGCAAGCAUUGGAAGCAGGUGGUCGAUAAUAGCUUCUCGGUUGCCAGGGAGGACCGAUAACGAUAUCAAAAACUACUGGAACACAAAGCUGAAGAAGAAAAUCAUGGGAAUGGCUCCUUCUCAGAGAAAGGCACCUCAUCAUCAACCAUCCCUUCCAACUCAUCUUCCAAUGGCAGUAUCAUCACCCUCACAAUCUCUGUCGUCGUCAUCGUCAUCGUAUCAAGGGAGUCGUUCUUAUUACAACCCAAGUGAAUCUGUCGUAGGCCUUGAACCCAUUUCAAUCCCAUCAAAUCUUUUGAGUAACUGCAACACCUACACAACCACAUCAACGGCAACAGCAACAACUAGUACUCUUCUUCAAGCCCAAGACGGUUUCAUGAGCCCCAUGCACAAUUAUCAAGUGAAAGAGGGUCUCCUCAUGUUCGGAGGUGAACCCAGUUGCAGCUCCUCGGACGGGAGUUGUAAUCAGAUCAGUUACGGCAAAGAGAUGGAGUAUGAAUACGGUGGCAGCGGCGGUGGCGGUGGCGGUGUUGGCAAUGGUGAACAAAUGGGUUUGGAGAGCUUUUCCUACACUGAUGUUUUCGACAACCAGAAAUUCAUGAUCGGAGGUAACGUCUACGGUGGAUGUGGGCUUGAUGGAUGGACCCCGAGCCAGAAGCCGAACGAUCAGAUGCUGGUAGAACCUCCAUUAGAUUAUGGUCUCGAGGAGAUUAAGCAACUAGUUAGCAGUAAUGGGUGUAGUAACUUGUGGUUUGAUGAAAACAAGACACAAGGGAGGGGGAUGUACUAUUGACAGUGACUGUAAGUAAAAUCAGAAGAUUUAAGGGGUAAGGUGGAUGCAGAUUCAGAUCAGACAUUCAGACUCGUGUUUGUGAGGAAGGAUUAUGUUUGAGAGAUGAAAUACUUUUGACAGUACAUGGUAAAGUUGCCUUUGUGCAUUUCUUUUUGGGAAAUGAUGUAUGUCUUCGUACAGCUUUACUGCACACCAUUCAGAAAUAAAUGUCAUGGAAACUAGAGAAAUCAUCAUCAUCAUUCAA